AUGAAGAAAGAACCAACCCAUCUUCAUCUCAAUCCUCUGUACCUUCCAUGUCUCUUGAUCUCCCUUCUUUCACUACUCCGUCCGAUCACCGGAGACGGAAGAGCUCGAGCCGUUCAAGUCACAUGUUCACCACUUCUCGAGCACAACGCAACCGUCUACGUCCCCAAUUUCGUAGCCACGAUGGAGAAAAUCAGCCAACAGGUCCAAACAACCGGUUUCGGAGUCGCUCUAACCGGUACAGGACCAGACGCUAACUACGGUUUAGCACAGUGCUACGGAGACCUCACUCUAAACGACUGCGUCCUCUGCUACGCGGAAGCGAGAACGAUCCUCCCACAGUGUUACCCUCAGAACGGAGGCCGAAUCUUUCUCGACGGAUGUUUCAUGAGAGCUGAGAACUACAGUUUCUACAACGAAUUCAAAGGACCUGAAGACAACGUCGUCUGUGGGAACACGACGAGGAAAAAGGAUUCGACUUUCGGCGAUUCCGUGAGAAGAGCGGUGAAGAACGCGGUCGGUGAAGCUCCUGGAAACGGCGGGUACGCUCGCGCGUCUGCAAACGCUGGAGAGUCCGAGUCUUCCGCGUUUGCGUUGGCGAAUUGCUGGAGGAAUCUGAGUCCUGAGUCUUGUAAAGAGUGUUUGGAGAAUGCUUCUGCGACUAUGGUUAAAGAGUGUUUGCCUUGGUCUGAAGGGCGUGCGCUUCACACUGGUUGUUUCCUUAGGUACUCUGAUCAAGAUUUCUUGAAUCAGAUUCCAAGAAACGGAAGAUCCAAAGGCUCUGUAGUAGUGAUUGUGGUCUCAGUUCUUAGCUCUGUGGUUGUGUUUAUGGUUGGAAUAGCGAUAGGUGUUUAUAUCUGCAAACACAGAACCAUACAGAAGAAGAGAAGAGGAUCAGUCGAUGUGGAAAAAAUGGCGAAAACUCUAACAGACAGUAGCUUGAACUUCAAGUACUCAACGUUGGAGAAAGCAACAGGUUCGUUUGACAAUGCAAACAAGCUUGGACAAGGUGGAUUUGGUACUGUCUAUAAGGGUGUUCUUUCGGAUGGAAGAGACAUCGCUGUGAAGAGGUUGUUCUUCAACAACAGACACAGAGCAACAGAUUUCUACAAUGAAGUCAACAUUAUCAGCUCUGUUGAACAUAAGAACCUUGUCAGGCUUCUUGGUUGCAGCUGCUCAGGACCAGAGAGCCUCCUCGUCUAUGAAUACCUUCAGAACAAGAGCCUUGACCGAUUCAUCUUUGAUGCGAACAGAGGCAAAACUUUAAACUGGCAGAGAAGGUUCUUGAUCAUCGUUGGAACCGCUGAAGGAUUGGUGUAUUUGCACGAGCAGUCUACUGUAAAGAUCAUUCACAGAGACAUCAAAGCGAGUAACAUUCUGUUAGAUUCAAAGCUUCAAGCUAAGAUUGCCGACUUUGGUCUGGCUAGAUCGUUUCAAGAUGAUAAGAGCCAUAUCAGCACUGCCAUUGCAGGGACCUUGGGUUAUAUGGCUCCAGAGUACUUAGCUCAUGGUCAGCUAACAGAGAAAGUAGAUGUCUACAGCUUUGGAGUUCUUGUUCUUGAGAUUGUCACUGGAAAACAGAACACCAAAAGCAAAAUGUCAGAUUACUCAGAUAGUUUGAUUACUGAGGCAUGGAAGCAUUUUCAGUCAGGAGAGUUGGAGGAAAUAUAUGAUCCAAACAUGAACUGGAAGAAUCAAGAUGAUAGUGUCAUCAUCAAGAACGAGAUAUUGCGAGUUGUUCAGAUAGGUCUCUUGUGCACUCAAGAAAUCGCGUCGCUGAGACCAUCCAUGUCAAAGGUGUUGCAUAUGCUGAAGAACAAAGAGGAAACUUUGCCGUUGCCAAGUAAUCCUCCGUUUAUGGAUGAGAGAGUUAUGGAGUUUAGGGAUACUUCUGAUGGAGAUUCAGCUGCUUGUGCUUCUCUUGCCACUGUCUCGCAAAGUUCCUUUUACGGUAGAUAA
Messenger RNA from Microthlaspi erraticum, 1956 nucleotides. The record is from the annotation of a GenBank genome assembly. NCBI's taxonomy places the organism in Eukaryota, Viridiplantae, Streptophyta, Magnoliopsida, Brassicales, Brassicaceae.